This is a messenger RNA of Myotis lucifugus (little brown bat), 310 nucleotides long. RefSeq names its product beta-catenin-like protein 1. The record is from RefSeq and is a predicted model, not a curated record. The coding region runs from base 5 to 289 and encodes 94 amino acids. Gene Ontology annotation, cellular component: spliceosomal complex. The transcript is spliced from 2 exons. Lineage: Eukaryota; Metazoa; Chordata; Mammalia; Chiroptera; Vespertilionidae.
CCAAAUGUUCAUUCAUUUUCAGGACAUGGUUCGGCGAGGGGAAAUCAUAGACAACGACUCCGAAGAUGAGUUCUACCUCCGGCGCUUGGACGCAGGGCUGUUUGUCCUCCAGCACAUCUGCUACAUCAUGGCGGAGAUCUGCAAUGCCAACGUCCCCCAGAUUCGGCAGAGGGUUCAUCAGAUCUUAAACAUGAGAGGAAGCUCCAUCAAAAUUGUCAGGCACAUCAUCAAGGGUGAGUUGGCCAUUGUUGUGCCUGGGGCUCCGGGGAAUUCUGUGCUUCCUUUCUGAGUCUGUGUCAAUAUCCCUGGG